Molecule: messenger RNA, 4341 nt
Organism: Beta vulgaris subsp. vulgaris (sugar beet)
Lineage: Eukaryota; Viridiplantae; Streptophyta; Magnoliopsida; Caryophyllales; Amaranthaceae
Product: probable leucine-rich repeat receptor-like protein kinase At5g63930
Exons: 2
Coding region: 850-4176 (1108 amino acids)
Biological process (GO): protein phosphorylation; hormone-mediated signaling pathway
Cellular component (GO): plasma membrane
Molecular function (GO): ATP binding; protein kinase activity; protein binding
Source: RefSeq, a predicted model, not a curated record
CUAUAGGUCCGUACAUAAGAUCUCUGGGUGGGAAAAUGGACGAUUUGUUUUUGGAAAAGCCGUCAUUUUCUUAUACAGAGAAGAGGGAAAAAUUAGUUGUUUUUUAAAAAAGAAACGUAUUUUUAAACCAUCAACUAUCCAGUUCUGGUGGUUGCUUCUGUAUCUGGAAGUUGGCCAGCUUUCUGAAGCAUUAAAAAAUCAAGCAAGAGAGAGAUUAAGAAACGGCAUGACUCAUGAGAAAUGAGAGGGAUCGCAUAAAUGGUAAUAUUGCAUGCUUUGUCGGCCAUUUUUGCAUUUUAUCUCUCUUCCUUUUUCUUCUGAAUCACAUAAAUUCUUUUCAAUACUCUAUAUGAUUAUGUCUUUUUUAAACAAAUUUAACAGAUGGGUCUUUUAGUCUUACCCUUUAUGAUUACACAAAGUUCCUUUUUCUUAAGUAUAUUCAAUUUCAGAUAAAAAUUUGAGUGACAUUUCAUCAAAGUCAAAUACUUGCCUGCCUAAAUCUUUUGUGGGAAAGUUGAAAACUUUUUUAGGAAAAAAGUUUCUUUUCUAUAAUUCUCAUUGUUUCUGACUUUUGUUUCAGUUUGAAGGUAUGCAAACUUUCUUCCUUUUUCUUCACCAUUGACUUCCUUAUCAAUGAACAAUUACCUCCAAUUCUGCAAUUUAUUUGCAGAAUUUUUUCUUUUUGUUGGAUUGGGGUAGUUUAAUUUGGUAUUUUGGGUGUGUAUAUAUAUGAUAAUCUUGCCUUUUUGUAGUCUUUAUGUAAAAAAAACAAUCCUCUUUCUUUUUCAUUUUCUGGGUGAUUGAGAUUUGGGGUGCAUUGAUUUUGGGGUUUUAAAGGCUAAUUUUGAGAUGGGUAGGCUUAAUUUGGCAAUGAGUUUAUCAUAUUGUAAGUUUUUGAGGGUGUUUCUUGUUGUGUAUAUUCUUUUGUGGGAUCAAGCAAAAGGCCUUAAUUUGGAGGGUCAGUACCUUUUAGAUGUGAAAAGUAGUUUGGUAGAUAAGUUUGAUAAUUUGGGUAAUUGGAAUCCAUUGGACCUAACCCCCUGUAAAUGGAGAGGUGUGAGCUGUAGUAAUGAUAGUAAUCCAGUUGUGGAGUCUCUUGAUUUGAGCAGAAUGGAUUUAUCUGGCUUUCUAUCUUCUAGUAUUGGUGGGUUAGUUUACUUGAUUGAUCUUGAUCUUUCCUUUAAUGGGUUGUCUAAAAAUAUACCCAAAGAGAUUGGAAAUUGCUCCAAUCUUCAAUCUCUUUCUCUGCAAAACAAUCAUCUUGAAGGGCACAUCCCUCAGGAGUUGGGCAAACUUUCAGCCUUGACCUAUUUGAAUAUCUGCAACAAUAAGCUUUCUGGGCCUCUUCCUGAAGUGCUUGGGAAUCUUUCUUCUUUGUUAGAGUUUGUGGCAUACACCAACAGUUUCAGCGGCGUGCUGCCUCAUUCGAUAGGGAAGCUGAAGAAGUUGAGGAAAUUUAGAGUAGGACAGAACUUCAUUACUGGUAGCAUACCUGCAGAGAUAGGUGGAUGUGAGAGCAUGGAGUUAUUUGGUCUUGCUCAAAAUCACUUGAGUGGCAACAUCCCUAAAGAGCUCAGUUUGCUGACUAACUUGACUGAAAUCAUUCUGUGGGAUAAUCAGCUUUCAGGGACUAUCCCAAAGGAGCUUGCAAACUGCACUUAUUUGCAAACUCUUGCGCUCUAUCAGAACAAUCUUGUGGGUGAAAUACCUAAGGAGCUUAUGUACCUCAAGUUCCUUAAUAGUCUAUACCUUUACAGAAAUGCUCUGAAUGGUACAAUCCCAAGAGAGAUUGGGAGUCUUUCUUCAGGAAUGCAAAUUGAUUUUUCAGAGAACCUUUUGACCGGAGAAAUUCCUGCAGAGAUCGGUAUGAUAGAAGGGUUGGAAUUGCUCUAUCUUUUUGAGAACCAGCUGACUGGUGUGAUCCCCAAAGAGCUUACCUACUUGAGAAAUCUCAGUAAAGUGGACCUCUCCAUAAAUUAUCUGACAGGUACAAUUCCUGUAGGAUUUCAGUAUCUGCCUCACCUCCUGAUGUUGCAGCUCUUCAACAAUUCUCUUAGAGGUACAAUUCCUCAAGAGCUUGGGUUACGUAGUCCUUUGUGGGUUCUUGAUGUCUCUUCGAAUAAUCUGACUGGAAGAAUCCCUAGGAAUCUUUGCAGAAACUUUAACCUGAUAUUGUUAAAUCUGGGCUCAAAUCGGCUUUCUGGAAAUAUCCCAUCUGACACCAUCAGCUGCAUACCACUGGUGCAGCUUCGCCUGUAUGAUAAUCGUUUUACUGGGAGUUUUCCAUCUGAUCUUUGCAAGUUGGUGAACCUUACUUCUGUUGAAUUGGGAGUAAACGAUCUAAGUGGCCCUAUCCCACCCGAAAUUGGGAACUGCAGAAAGCUACAAAGGCUUCUCCUGUCACACAACCACUUUACAUCAGCUUUGCCUGCAGAAAUUGGCCAACUUUCGGAGUUGGUGGCGUUUAAUGUCUCAUCAAACUCACUGAGUGGACCCGUACCAUCUGAUAUCUUCAAAUGCAGUUUGCUACAACGUGUUGAUCUCAGCAGUAACAAUUUUGUAGGUACUUUGCCUGAUAAGGUCGGAAGUCUCUCUCAUUUGGAGCUUCUCAAGCUCUCUGACAACAGGCUCUCUGGGGAAAUACCUGGAGUUAUAGGGAACCUCUCUCGUUUAACUGACUUGCAGAUGGGUGGAAACUUGUUUUCUGGAGAAAUUCCACCAGAGUUGGGUAGGUUAUCAAGCCUGCAAAUUGGUCUGAAUAUUAGCUACAAUAAUCUAUCAGGGAAAAUCCCAUCUGAGCUGGGGAAUCUAGCAUUACUUGAAUAUCUCUACAUCAACAACAACCAGUUAGUUGGUCAAAUUCCUAGCUCAUUCCAGGGACUAUCAAGCUUACUAGGAUGCAACUUUUCUUACAACGACCUCAGUGGUCCAAUACCUACACUGCCUGCUUCUCAGGGUGUAACUCUUUCCAGUUUUGCCGGUAACAAGGGUCUGUGCGGUGGUCCCCUUGGUGCUUGCAGCAACUUUGACUCUCCACUCUCUCUUCCUGAAAAUGGAAAGGGAAGUUUCCGUCGUGGUAAAAUUAUUGCUAUAAGUUGUGCUGUUAUAGGUGGUGUUUCUCUUUUCUUCAUCGUGGUGAUUUUAUACUUGAUGACUCGCCCAGUUGACAUAGUUACUCCACUGCAAGAUAGUAAGUCGUUCAAUGAUCUAGCUUCAGAUAUGUACUUCUUUCCAAAGGAAGGAUUCACUUUUGAAGACCUUAUUACAGCCACUGAUGAUUUUGAUGGGAGGUUUGUGAUCGGUAGUGGAGCUUGUGGUACAGUGUACAAAGCAGUUUUGCCUUCUGGUGUAACUUUUGCUGUAAAAAAGGUGGCUUCUAAUAAGGAAGACGAAAGCAUCAAUGAUAGCUUUAGGACUGAAAUAACAACUUUAGGGAAAAUAAGGCAUCGGAAUAUUGUAAAGUUGCAUGGCUUCUACUUUCAUGAGGGUGCCAAUGUCCUUCUUUAUGAGUUCAUGCCAAGGGGUAGUCUUGGAGAGCUUCUUCAUGGGCAAUCUUGUAAUCUUGACUGGCAAACACGGUUUCUCAUUGCCUUUGGAGCUGCACAAGGCCUCUCGUAUUUGCACCAUGAUUGUAAGCCUCAAAUUGUUCAUCGCGAUAUCAAAUCCAACAACAUACUACUAGAUGAAAAUUUCGAGUCUCAUGUUGGAGAUUUUGGCUUGGCGAAAGUAAUUGACAUGCCAUUUUCUAAGUCGGUUUCUGCUGUUGCUGGUUCAUAUGGAUACAUUGCUCCUGAAUAUGCAUACACCAUGAAAAUCACCGAAAAAUGUGACAUAUAUAGUUACGGGGUGGUAAUGCUGGAGUUGUUGACAGGAAAAACACCCGUACAGCCAGUAGACGAAGGGGGUGAUCUUGUUUCAUGGGUCAGAAACUACAUCAAGAAGAACGCGUUAUCAAGUGGUAUUUUUGACACUAGAUUAAACUUACAAAAUGAGAGCAUUGUUGCUCAUAUGACCAUGGUCUUAAAAAUUGCUUUGUUGUGUACUAGUAUGUCUCCUCAUGAUCGCCCCACAAUGCGGGCUGUCGUGUCGAUGCUCAUUGAUUCUAAUCAACAGGAAGGCCACUAUAAUCUCUUCCCAAGUAGGGAUGUGAGUUAUAAAGAUGAGCCAUUACAGUAGUUUUUGAAUUUUUUUUUUGUUCAGAUUCUCUUUUGUAUCUAUGAAAUCAAUAGUAGUUAUAGGCUUUUAGCAGGGAAGUAUAUCUUUGUAUCAUUGACAAUAAGCGGCUUAAGCUAUAUAUAAAGCUUGUAUAUAUAUGAAAUAAUGAGGUUCAUAUUGCUUGAA